AUUUAAUUAAAGAUAUGGAAAUAGAUAAUGAUGGGGAUGUUAAAUAUGACUUUAAAAGAUUAAAAAAAAUAUUGAGUGAUGAUGAAUGGUCCUUAAUUAAGGAAUUAUUAUUUAUAUUAAAAGACUUUUAUGACAUCAUCACUAAUACAUUAAGUGGAAAUAGCUAUGUUACCUUGUCUUUAGUAUAUCCUAUAAUGUCACAUUUAAUUAAUAAAAUAAAAUUACAAUUGCAUAAUGAUGGUGAGGUUGAGAUUUUUGAUGAAUUUGUCCCCCCUUUAAACACCAAAGAAAUUAUUUUAGAUUGCUCUAGUAAAAUUGAAGAUAAUAACACUGAAGAAGCUGCUGAAGAAAUAGAUGAAAUUUUUAUGCAAGCAGAUGAGAAUGGAGGUUCUUUAAUAAAUUACUGGUCAGUUACUCCACAAAUAGGACUUUUGACCUCUGCUUUGGAUCCAAGAUUUAAAUCAUUAACAUUUGCAUUACAUAGUUAUAUAGUUAUGAUGCAACAUAUAAAAUAUUAUCGGAAGAAAUUAAGUCAAUUGAAGAAAAAAGUCUAA
Entrophospora candida is the source of this 554-nucleotide messenger RNA. Lineage: Eukaryota; Fungi; Glomeromycota; Glomeromycetes; Entrophosporales; Entrophosporaceae. The record is from the annotation of a GenBank genome assembly.